This is a messenger RNA of Coccidioides posadasii C735 delta SOWgp, 2938 nucleotides long. RefSeq lists its product as uncharacterized. Lineage: Eukaryota; Fungi; Ascomycota; Eurotiomycetes; Onygenales; Onygenaceae. The record is from RefSeq and is a predicted model, not a curated record. Gene Ontology annotation, biological process: negative regulation of transcription by RNA polymerase II; mitochondria-nucleus signaling pathway; regulation of nitrogen utilization. Gene Ontology annotation, cellular component: cytoplasm.
CCAACUCUCUUUCCCUUGUUCAACCUUUCCAUCCUUCUGCUACCUUGCCUCUUUUUCUCCCUUCUCACUUCCUAAUACUUACCUCACACUACCCUCCACCAAACGUUCCAAAGGAUCUCGUUCUUUGUCGCCUUCCCUUAUAUAAACCGCCCCAAUUCCCCCCAAGCAUUCCCACCCACCACCCCGGACGACCCACCCCCAGGGGGCAAAAGAUAGAAACGCCAGUCAAGUUAUCACAUUCCGAUCUCCGGUUAAAAGGAAAGGCUCUGGGCGUCGAUUCUGUGCGGACCGGACCGGCGCACAGAGAAGUACUCUCUGCGACAUACACCCUACGCGGAAGCGUCAGGAUCUAGAGGAAUUGGGAACCUACAGCGGGAAGAGCGGUGAAUCAAGGAAGAAAAGAACGGAACUGAAGUGCAUUGGGCUUAGUGAAAGGGGCGUGGACAGCUUGGAGACCCGGAGACAACACGGAGGAACACAGAAAGGGAAUUCCGUUUGGCUAGGAUGCCGUCGAAGCUAAGCACGCCGGUCCUGACGGUGGACCCGGCGAAGAUACACGAGGUUGAUACGAGGAGUGCAGAGUCUCUUCAUGGAAUGUGGAUGGUGUUCUCCCGGUGCGCAGACUAUAUGGAAGAAGGCAGACGGCUAGAAAACCUGAGCUGGAGAUUGUGGAACCUAGAGACAUUUUGCACAUCUCCGCCGACAAGGUUUCAGAAGCGCAGGAUAGACAGAUUGCGCCGCGAAUCCAAGGAUAUCCCUGAACUAUCGACAAGCGUGGACUCGGCCGCCUCCGAUGAAGCUGAGCGGAUUGAAAGCCAAAUCAAGUCGCCACCCAAGGACAUGGACAUCAAACCCAGGAUCCUUGGAGUGGACCCGAUGCUGAGCAUGAGCCGCGGCAGAGAGCGACACAUCACCUCAAUAGGCUUGGAAAAGAUGGUAUACAAGAUCAAGGAGAAAAAGUCCCUGGAGCCCAUCGCUGCUUUACCCACAUCUUCGCCACAGGAACAACAAUCCCAGCAACAAUCGUUGGACAUCACGCCACGCGCCGCGUCCCCUACCCCAACCCCCAAAGUACGGAACGCUUGGGAAUCAGUCAAACCCCAUCAUUCUACGGAUUCUUGCUCGACAGUCGCGCUCGAAGCAAACGAUAGUGAAGCCAGCCGGACUCCAGCCUCAGAUACAAGCGUCUCAUCAGCAGGUAUCGUCAACUCUUCGAGCGUCGUCCGAGGAUUCUCCCCAUCCCAUAUCUCUUCAUCUUAUCGAUCCAAGACUCAGCUUAAUACUGGACUCGUUGCUCCUAAGCCGAUGACCGCGAUUAAACCUUCUCCUUUGAAGAAGAAGGGCAUGUUCACGCUCGGCGGUUCAUCUGGUGACGACGAGAGCUCAUUCGAAGACCGAAUGGCGAUCAAACCUCAGAGAAGCUCACUGACCGAUGGUUUGCACAAAUCCACACUUUCCCAGCAGAUGCAAACCGAUCUUAAGGCCGCGCCUCCUUCAGACGCAGCGAAAUCCACCAAGGAGAGCACAGAUGACGAAGCAGCCAUUGAAACCGAUGAUGAAGACAUCCCUGAGAGCGCAAUCGACGAUGAUUCUGACUGGGAGGAUUCUGUCACCGAAAGCGGCCGAUCAAGCCUUGACGAAAAGGAGCUCUUCCAGCGAGUCGAUUCUCGACCAAAUCUAGUCUCACGUCCCUCGUUGCUAACGAUGAUGAUGCACCAACCCCAACAGACUUUAGUGUCGGGAAAAGGUCGAAACCAUAACUCGCGAUCUACCCCUGCCCUUCAGCGAUCUCGGUUGGCUUCACCACACCACCAAUCCUCGGAUGAAGAUGACGACGAGAACACCCUGACCAUGAGAGGACCCGAAGUCCCUCGCUCCAAGCCAAUUGUCGUCAAAUCUGUACCGAUGCACUCGAUAGCCCAUUCGCCACGCACUACGCGACGAAACAUGCUUGCUACGGAACUCACAGAGUCAUUAAGGCGACACCUACUUUGGGAACGCCAGCAAAAGACGGCGCCAGCCGCUGCUGCCUUCAAACGGCGGCACACAGCUCACGAUAUGGCUAAUCUACAAGAGUAUCCUGGUCCGAAACCUUCGACGGAGGAACAGCAACAACCACAGCGACAGCCUCCUCAAGCGGUACACUCAUCGGUCCAGCAGGUGAAGGAUAAGGAAACCUCGAAGAACAAUUCGUGGAAUCACUACUUCGACUACGGCCCUUGGGAAUACCAUGUCAAAGGCUGGUAGAGUGGUCCGUGUUUUGAUUUUCGAGCUGUGCCUUCUGCCUUUUCCACAUUCUCAGUGAUACCCCGCCGGUUGCCAUCGACCGUGUACAGAUAAUCUUACGAGUUCUUCUUUUUCCUCCUCGAUACCCUUAGUCGCCUGAUUCCUAUCUCUAUGACACCAACAAUUGCGAUCAUCCUGCAUCCGAAUGCCUUAUUUUCUGUGUUCACCGUCCAAUGUUUAUUCUAAUUUUACGACCUGUUGUGUGUUUAUUAUUGCAUGGCCGGGAGCGAGAUUUUUUCGUUCAUGUGACAUUCUUACAAAAGAUUUUACCUUCAAGAGGAGUUCACCCCAAAAUUGAAAAAAAAAAAAAAGGAAAAAAGAAAAAAAAGAAAAAAAGAAAAAGAAAAGAAAAGAAAAGGGCAAAUGAACCCUCUCAUUCCACUGGACCUGCAGUUGAACACCCAGCUUAAUUUCUUUUUUUCUUUUUUUUAAUCCACAUCUACAAUGCUUCUUGUACAAGCUUUAAUUUAAUUUCUUUUUUUGAAUGUAGAUAUAUUCCAAGGGUGGGGUUUCUAUUACUAUCUCAUGGUGUUUGUUUCUUUUUCUUUAGCCAACGGCCUGCGGGAUUCAUGGACACGGGAUCAGAUACAUAUGGACGGGAUUGUACAGAUCUGAAGAGGCACGCGCCUGAAUCGAUAUAUAUAUAUAUUUU